GUCGAUGCGCGUUCACAGCGUAGCCGGCGUUAGAUCAGCGCCAGUGUCUGGAUAACGGCUUACUGGGACUGGGAGUCGCGGGUUAAAAACGGUGCACUGGGAGAAAACGGACAUACAUGUGGUUAAAUGUGUGUGAGAAACAGAGAUAGGAAGAAAAAUGACACUGAAUUAUUUAUUCAGCAGCCCGGAGCUGGACUGAGCGACCUCGGGAACGGACAUACCGGUAUUUGUGUCGCUUUUUGUUCUCGAUUUGAGACACUUUCAGCUUUUAACUAAGAAUACAGAGCACUGUCGGGGUUUAAUGGUUUUUUUCUUUUCGUUGUUUUUUCGCGUGUCGUUUUUAAAAACGAGUAAACAGCAGAGCCUGGGCUAACAGCCGGGUAUCCUUACAGGAAAGCACCGGAAUUAACCGACGUGUCUUUCUCAUUAGCGCUAAUUGCAGAACAAAUGGCUAAAAUUUCCAGAAGUGAAACACACUGCAUCUCUUAGUUUCUUCUCAUAGCGGAAUUUUUUUCAAAUGUACAAUUUUUCAGCAACUAGGGUAUUAGACUAAUAAAAGACAUUUUUAAAAUUAUUAUUAUUAUUAUUAUUAUUAUAUAUUCCCUGUUUUAUGAAACAUGGCGCAGUGUUUGUUUAGUUAACACAGGUUAAAGUAGGCUAGUUAAUAAUCCGGGUAACUGCACCACCAGGUGUGUUGGUAUGAGCCCUAGAUGCCAGUCACGUGCUGUGGGCGUGUCCAUCACCUUGCGUCUCCAAGGAGACUGAUGGACAAAGCGGGAAUUGGCAUCUGCCUAAGUCAGCCCCUGUCCAAGGCAAAGGUCACCGGGGGCGUGUCCUCGAUGCCUCGGCCUGCUCCGAGUUUGGAGGGCGUGGAGGAGCGGGACGAGGAGCAGGAGGACGACGGAGAGGAAGAUCUGCGAGACGGAGGGAUUCCGUUCAUCGUGAAUCGGGGAGGCUUGCCAGUGAAUGAAGAAACCUGGGAGCAGAUGUGGAGACACGUGACCCGGAUCCACCCAGAAGGAGUGGAAGUGGAGAAGAGGAUCCGGGGAUCCACCGACCUGCCGAAGAUUCCUGUACCUACUGUGCCUACAAACCAGCCAACCACCAGUGUUCCACAUCGCCUGGAAGCCAUACAGAAAUACAUCAGGGAGUUGCAGUACAAUCACACUGGAACCCAGUUUUUCGAGAUCAAGAAGAGCAGACCUCUCACAGCGUUAAUGGACAUAGCAAAGGAAAUGACCAGAGAAUGUCUACCAAUCAAAUGUUUGGAGGCUGUAAUCCUUGGAAUUUACCUCACCAACAAUAUGUCAACUGUGGAGCGCUUCCCCAUUAGCUUUAAAACUCAGUUCUCAGGGAGCCACUUUCGCCACAUUGUGCUGGGGAUCCACAGCGGCGGUCGGUUCGGGGCUCUCGGGAUCAGUCGGCGCGUAGAUCUGAUGUUCAAGCCACUCGAGUAUCGCACGCUCGCCGACUUGUUACAGGAGUUUCAGACUGCCUAUAAGGGUUACUGGCACACACUGCGCAAAGUGAAGAUCGGUCAGUAUGUGUCGCACGACCCACACAGCGUGGAGCAGAUCGAAUGGAAGCACUCGGUGCUGGAUGUAGAAAAACUGUCGAAAGAGGAACUGAGGAAGGAGCUGGAGAGGCAUACGCGUGACAUGAGACUGAAGAUUGGCAAACCUGCACCUGUUUCACCCACCAAGGACAGAAGGAAAGACAUGGGCUCUCCUCUGCGUAACCCAAGCAGCCCCAUGCGCAAGAACAGCCGCAGUGAGAGGAGGCUGUCAGGUGAGAAGAAAUCUCUGGAACCAAAAACCCCAGCUGAUAUAAAUGGAUACCAGAUUAGGGUGUGAGGAGGUCCCUUACUCAUGAACCACACAAUUCACACCACCCUGGGAGAUAAAAAGACAACACAAAACAGAAAAAAGUCUACACAAGACUUUAAAGAAGGUUUUAAAGGACAAAAAUGUUUUUAAACACAUGAGACAAUACAUCAUGGAUGAACUGUAUCACAAAAUAGUAGUCAAUUUUUUGCAAACGUGAUGCCAUGUCACUUUUAACAAAUCAGCUGAGCAGCUCCACUUCAAGCAACCACUUUUGUAGACAUUCAACCGAGUUGUAAAUUUACUGCACUCCGUUACUUUCUAACUGUGUAAAUAUGGCCGUGUUCUUACCUGUUUAUCUUGUUUUUUUGGGGUUUUUUUUCUUUUCCCCCUAGUUUUUAGUCCACUUGUCCGGUGCCUUGUAAACGCCUCACAAUCAAGCCACCCUUGUGUUAGCAUGGCUCGAUGGGUUUCAGUUGCUCGACCGUCAACAAAACUUUCAAAUUGUCUGAAGGUAGGCAGCUGCUGGCAACAAUCUGAAAGGCAACAUGUUAUUGUUGCCUCUGUAAAUGAAAAAUACACCAGUGUCAGUGGUUAACUCUGUUACAGUGCUUAAAUAUUAUUUCCACCCUAAUUUAAAACCACUGUUUGAAUUCCGUGUCCUACACAGAUAAGUCAGAAAAUGUCAUAGUGUAAAAGAAAAAGAGGGAUUUUUAAAAAUUUUAUUUAAUUACAUUUUUGUUUGUUACUGUCUUGCAAUCUUCACAUUUCUAUAAUGUAGUUUUGUUUAUUAGCUCUUUUAAUAUCAUGUUCGACUGCUUUGUAUAGUACACAAGCAACAAUGUGCCGUGUGUCUUGUUCUUAAUCGUCACAGUCCAGUGGAUGUGUGUGUGCUCUACAGAGCACCAGUAGUGCAGUAAGCAUCAGAAAGAAUGAAAAUGACUGAACUGACAUAAAGGUCAUGGUUCAGACUUUCAGCUUGCCAUUUUUCAUUGUGUAACAAUUAAAUUGUGGACAGGAAAGUUUUAGCGUUGGACUGAACAAACCAGUGUGGCCAAACAUUAGCCUUACUUCCCACCACUAUUUAGGCAGCCACAUUUGACUGAGUUUUUGUUACUUUUUGUACUUUUGUGUUAUUUUAAACAGAUAAAGAUGAUGAGUCUUAUUCUUUUUAUUAUUAUUAUUAUUAUUAUUAUUAUUAUUAAACGUUGACAUUUUACCCAUU
This is a messenger RNA of Clarias gariepinus (North African catfish), 3048 nucleotides long. It is a transcript of the gene vash1, whose product is annotated as vasohibin 1. Gene Ontology annotation, cellular component: cytoplasm. The coding region runs from base 711 to 1853 and encodes 380 amino acids. The transcript is spliced from 7 exons. The record is from RefSeq and is a predicted model, not a curated record. NCBI's taxonomy places the organism in Eukaryota, Metazoa, Chordata, Actinopteri, Siluriformes, Clariidae. Gene Ontology annotation, biological process: regulation of angiogenesis.